This is a messenger RNA of Setaria italica (foxtail millet), 1829 nucleotides long. Its product is annotated as N-glycosylase/DNA lyase OGG1. Gene Ontology annotation, biological process: base-excision repair; nucleotide-excision repair; base-excision repair, AP site formation. Gene Ontology annotation, cellular component: nucleus. Gene Ontology annotation, molecular function: damaged DNA binding; 8-oxo-7,8-dihydroguanine DNA N-glycosylase activity. NCBI's taxonomy places the organism in Eukaryota, Viridiplantae, Streptophyta, Magnoliopsida, Poales, Poaceae. The coding region runs from base 30 to 1283 and encodes 417 amino acids. The transcript has 3 exons. The record is from RefSeq and is a predicted model, not a curated record.
GCCUUCGAGCCUAGUUCACGUAAAAUACCAUGCGCCUCCCGCUUCUUCCCCGGUCCCCUCCCCUCGCCGCCGCCAUGCCUCCUCGCCGCCGCCGCGUCGUCAGAUCACCGCCGCUCCCGCCUUCCCCUCCACAAAUCUCCUCUACCCCGCCGCCGGUUGCUCCCCUACGGGGCCCCAAACCCGGAAGCCCCGACCACGACGACCCCCCUCCCUCCGCCCGUCGCCGCCUCCUCCCGCUCGCCGCCGCUGCCGUCGAGGCGCAGGAGGAGUGGCACCCACUCCCGCUCUCCGCCGCCGACCUCUCCCUCCCGCUCACGCUCCCCACCGGCCAGACCUUCCUCUGGCGCCGCACCUCCCUCUCCCCGCUCCGCUUCACCGGCGCUGUGGGGCCGCACCUCGUCUCCCUCUCCCACCUCCCCGACGCCGACGGCGGCCGCCUCGCCUUCCUCCUCCACAAUGACGGCGGCUGCCCUGCCUCCUCUUCCGUGCCCGCCGCCCGCGCCGCGCUGUGCGACUACCUCAACGCGGCCGUCCCGCUCGCCGACCUCUGGCGCCAGUUCGCCGCCGCCGACGAGCGCUUCGCCGAGGUCGCCGCGCGCCUCGAGGGCGGCGGGGCGCGGGUGCUCAGGCAGGAUCCCGUCGAGUGCGUCUUCCAGUUCCUCUGCUCCUCCAACAACAACAUCAAGCGGAUCGAGAAGAUGGCGUGGACGCUGGCGGGAUACGGGGAGCGGCUCGGCGAGGUUGGUGGGUUCGUUUUCCACCGGUUCCCCACGAUCGAGCAGCUCGCGCGCGUGUCGGAGCAGGAGCUUCGGGAGGCCGGGUUUGGGUACAGGGCAAAGUACAUUGUUGGCACUACUAAAGAACUGCAGGCCAAACCUGGUGGAGGUGAAAAAUGGCUUGCUUCAUUGCGUGAGAAGGAACUUCCAGAGGUGAUUGAAGCUCUUUGCACUCUGCCAGGUGUUGGUCCAAAGGUUGCUGCGUGCAUUGCUCUGUUCUCCCUUGAUCAAAAUCAUGCUAUUCCUGUCGAUACACAUGUCUGGAAGGUUGCUACACAGUAUCUGUUGCCGGAGCUAGCUGGGAAGAGCCUGACCCCGAAACUUAGCAUUGUCGUCGCCGAUGCAUUUGUAACUAGAUUUGGAAGCUAUGCUGGCUGGGCACAGAAUGUGCUCUUCAUCGGCCAGCUACCUGCUCAAAAAGUUGUGAUAGCCAAAGUUACCACUGACGGUGGCACCACAAAAUCUACCAAAAGGAAGCGUGCGGGGAACCGAAACCAGGAAAAUUGAGAACAUGUAACCAUGGGAGAGCAUGGAAACCAGUGAUAGCAAGGUUUGCCAUUUCUUCUGUGUUGUUCUCGUUCAGUAGCCAGUAACUACGAUGUUAUUUGGUCACGACAAACGAUCUUCUGCUGAACAUGGAGGUACUGAGCAGCUGCUUCAUUGGCAUAUUGGGUUUCUCAAAAUCCCGCUGAAAAAUGGAAAUCCAGAUAUCUAGAUGGGCAACUCUCGGAACUUGAUGACAAUCGGCAACUAUCUGUCCUGUGGCCCUGCCGCUGUAGGGAUCCAUCCAUGAGAAGGUAUUUUAGAAUCCUGAUUACACUAACAUAUUAGCCGUCAGCUUCUGACGUAGGAACGCCUGACUCAUUGAUGAUCCUGAUGUUGUAUCAUUGUCAAUCUUAAUUUUUAUGUGGGCAUUGUGUCGCUUGGACGGCGUGAUUGGCCUGCCUGUGCAUCUUCCAUGGAAAUGUUAAAUGGAAGGCCGCAUUUUUAUGUAAUUGUAUUAUUGUCCAAACAGCGACGAAAAAAAUCAAUUUGAUCACCAUUCUUCUGUAA